Messenger RNA from Salvia miltiorrhiza (redroot sage), 1306 nucleotides. Its product is annotated as F-box protein CPR1-like. Lineage: Eukaryota; Viridiplantae; Streptophyta; Magnoliopsida; Lamiales; Lamiaceae. The transcript has a single exon. Gene Ontology annotation, molecular function: protein binding. The record is from RefSeq and is a predicted model, not a curated record. Bases 221 to 1306 code for a protein of 361 amino acids.
UGUGAAAAUGGACUGAAAAGGGGCGAAAAAGCACCGGAGAGGGUUUGAAAUUAUUAUCUGUUGCCCUAUUUUCAUUUCCGCCGCCGCCAUUCCCACCGCUUCCGCCCUACACUCUCUUUUUUUGCCUCCAAUUAUUAUCUGCUCCAUGAAUUUGUUCAACACAAGUCUCAGAUUGAAGUUUCUAUUAUACUCUUGAAAAACCCUCUCAUUCCAUCCCAAAAUGAAGCCAGAUUUAUUCAAAAAUCUACCACCAGAAAUCAUCACCGAGAUCUUCUUAAGACUACCUGCUGUAAGCAUUCCAAUAAGCAAAUGUGUUUGCAAGAGAUGGCUCGAUCUGCUGGUGGCUGAUGCUUUUGUCAAGUCUCAUUUUGCCAGAUCCGCCCCCGCUCUAGUUGUUAUGGAGGAUUCAAAUCAGUUGAAAGUUUUGGAAUUGAAGUUGUUGCUCAAUCUCGAUCUCGAGAGCUACAAUCCACUCACCCAGUAUGAUUUCCCUUACCACCGAGGAAGAAUAAGGAAUUGUUUUAAUGGUUUUCUUUUUAUAAGGGUGGGUUUUGAUAAGCUUGUUGUAUGUAAUCCGAUCACUCGUGAAGUUAUUAAGCUGGAUCUGCCUACAGAUCCACAACUAUCUACUCUAGAAGUUUCUGCUUUGGGAUUUGGGGCAAGCGAGGUAGUCUGUAUUAAACGUAGGCCCUAUGAUGAUAAAUUGGAUUGUCAUGUAUAUACUCUUGGAACAGGAUCUUGGCGACGCCUUGAAGGUAUUCCAUAUAAUUACCACAAUGGUGAAGGUGCAUUUGUUAAUGGAAAUCUCCAUUGGAUAGCAACCAUUGGAGAAGAUUCGUCAUGGAUUUCUUGCUUUGAUCUUGAAACAGAAUGUUUUAGCUUCUUUAAAGCUCCUCCUUAUCAUGCUCAAGGAUUGAGGUCCUUGUCUGCUUUGAGCGGUUGCCUAUGGUUUUGCAAGGAAGCAACCGAAUAUGAAGAUGAUACUGAGCGAUGUGAGGUUAGUAUAUGGAUUAUGAAGGAAUAUGGAGUGGACGAAUCUUGGAGCAUGGAAUAUGUGAUCCCCCUUGAUGAUAUGAGGUUUGUUGUUCCGAUCAAAGUUUUCGAAAAUGGCGACCUAUUGAUGUUAGUGAUGGUAUACUUUUCCGAUCGCCUUUUCUACUACUCUAAGAAGACUAAAACUAUGCAAAGUAUUGAUUUGUUUGGUGCAGGGGAGACCUCUGGCCGUGUCAAGUGUGGGCUUUUCACUCCCACCUUUGUUUCACUAAAAACUUUAGGUUUAGGUGUGGAGAAUGUAACCUCAUUCUGA